This is a messenger RNA of Priapulus caudatus, 987 nucleotides long. RefSeq names its product zinc finger protein 271-like. The record is from RefSeq and is a predicted model, not a curated record. The transcript has 5 exons. Lineage: Eukaryota; Metazoa; Priapulida; Priapulimorpha; Priapulimorphida; Priapulidae. Bases 1 to 987 code for a protein of 328 amino acids. Gene Ontology annotation, biological process: regulation of DNA-templated transcription. Gene Ontology annotation, molecular function: DNA-binding transcription factor activity, RNA polymerase II-specific; RNA polymerase II cis-regulatory region sequence-specific DNA binding.
AUGCCACGUCCAGGAGGAGAGAAUUCCCACCUGUGUGAUGUGUGUGGAUACGCCAGCUCCAAGCUAGAUCGUUUUAAGAAUCACAUGUUCACUCACACGGGAGAGAAGCCAUUUGCGUGUGACACUUGUGAAUACAAGUUUAGAAACCGCAGUGAUCUCAAGAGACACAUGCGUAUACACACUGGAGAAAAGCCUCUCAAGGUGCACAUGCACAAUCACACGGGAGAGAAGCCAUUUGCAUGUGACACUUGUGAAUACAUGUGUAGGCUUUCCACUGAGCUCAAGAAACACAUGCGCACUCACACAGGAGAAAAGCCGUAUGUGUGCAAUAUAUGUGAUCACAGAUAUACUACCCUCGGUAAUCUCAAGCUACACAUGCGCACUCACACGGGAGAAAAGCCGUAUGCGUGCGAUAUAUGUGAACACAGAUAUACGACCCUCGGUAGUCUCAAGGUGCACAUGCACACUCACAGGGGAGAGAAGCCAUUUGCAUGUGACACUUGUGAAUACAUGUGUAUGACGUCUGGUAGACUCAAGAAACACAUGCGCACUCACUCAGGAGAAAAGCUGUAUGUGUGCGAUAUAUGUGAUCACAGAAAUACUACCCUCGGUAACCUCAAGGACCACAUGCGCACUCACACGGGAGAAAAGCCAUAUGUGUGCGAUAUAUGUGAUCACAGAUAUGCUACCCUUCGUAUUCUCAAAGUACACAUGCGCACUCACACAGGAGAGAAACCAUUUGCGUGUGAAAGAUGUGAAUAUAAGUGUUCUACGUUCGAACUGUCCGUCACAUGCGAGUGCGCAGCGGUCCGGCACGUCGAGUACGUGGAUCCAGUCUAUCUCAGCGAUUUUCCGCUGAUAGACAAUAGGAUUAAGUAUCAGCGGAAAAUCGCUGAGAUUGACUGGAUCCACGUCCUCGACGUGCCGGACCGCUGCGCACUCGCAUGUGAGGGACAGUGCUGCGCAGAGAACUUCACGCCAGUCUAG